AUGGCAGAAAGAAUCAAGGAGACUAACUUCAAUUCAGAUCUCUUUAGCAGUAUUAUCCCUUGUUCAUCAAACUCUCCACCCUGGACACUACCACUACCAGAUUUCGACACAACCCUCAAGAUAUAUCAAAAAAUGCAAACCAACUAUAGAGAAAUAUAUAACAGAUACCAAGUCAUCAUCGAGUCUCAUCCGAACUUCAAACUGAUUUUUACAGAUGCCUCAAAGUCAUCACAUGGGGUUGGCUAUGCCGCAGUCUCUGACAAUCAACGAAUAUCCUCUUCACUACCACAACAUUGCAGCGUCUACACUGGAGAGCUGACAGCCAUCAAGGAAGCGCUCAAUCUGGCACGAACAGCAACAGAUGCCAACUUCUUAGUAGUGACGGAUUCGCUGAGUGCACUGGAAGGUAUCAAACAGUUGUACCCUCGCAACUGCAUACUCAGGGGAAUUAAGGACAUGCUGCGUCUGCUGUACAACGACAAGAAGAGGAUAAAGUUUCUGUGGGUACCCUCACAUACUGGAAUCCCAGGCAACGAAGAGGCUGACAAAGAAGCAUCAAGAGCGGCAGUCCCUUCAAGCAGAAGUGUGAUUCGUACACCCUACCAAGAUUUGAAAGGACUAAUAAAAGUGCACAUAACCAGUCUUUGGCAACAGAAAUGGAAUGGCAGUCACAGCAAACUACUCGCAAUUGCUCCAGAUGUCAACACGCGAUUCACCCUACCUUCAGGAAGAAGGAACCAGAUAAUUAUGUCACGUCUCCGGAUAGGCCACACACUAGUGACUCACAAGCACAUCUUCGAAGGAACCGAUGCCCCAGUUUGUUCAACGUGCAACCAGCGGCUCACGGUGGUUCACAUCCUGAUGGAGUGCCCUACUUAUCAAAAUGCCAGAAGUCUCAACCACCUUUCUAAUGACAUCAGUGAAGUGACGUUGAGCGGGCGUAGUGAAUGCAAUACCGGGAUACCGGGAUCCCGAAAUACCGGGAUCUCGCAUGCCAUGUGCAGGAUUAAUCCCGUUCGUAAAAUGAGCACGGGAUUAGCGGGAUUGAAGAGAAGCGAAAUUCAUGUGUUACGUAGCGCACGGCUGCGCGUGCGCGCCGACUGA
Acanthoscelides obtectus is the source of this 1104-nucleotide messenger RNA. The record is from the annotation of a GenBank genome assembly. Lineage: Eukaryota; Metazoa; Arthropoda; Insecta; Coleoptera; Chrysomelidae.